This is a messenger RNA of Poeciliopsis prolifica (blackstripe livebearer), 2729 nucleotides long. It is a transcript of the gene pdlim5b, whose product is annotated as PDZ and LIM domain 5b. Gene Ontology annotation, molecular function: muscle alpha-actinin binding; actin binding. The transcript is spliced from 13 exons. The record is from RefSeq and is a predicted model, not a curated record. Gene Ontology annotation, biological process: heart development; actin cytoskeleton organization; muscle structure development. Gene Ontology annotation, cellular component: Z disc; filamentous actin; stress fiber. Lineage: Eukaryota; Metazoa; Chordata; Actinopteri; Cyprinodontiformes; Poeciliidae. Bases 112 to 1947 code for a protein of 611 amino acids.
CUUAAAGGCGGAAGUUUCACUUCCACUCACUUCAUUUCUCGGAGGCUGAGAAUAGACGGGCAGAAGUCGCUCCUCUCUCUUCACACAAACCCGGGUUCCUCGAGGUGCAUCAUGAGCAGCAGCUACAGUGUCUCCCUGGCCAGCCCUGCCCCGUGGGGCUUUAGACUGCAAGGAGGAAAGGACUUCUGCCUGCCCCUCACCAUCUCACGGCUGACUGACGGAGGCAAGGCAGUUAAAGCCGGGAUGAACAUUGGAGAUAUCAUCCUUUCCAUCAAUGGCAUUUCCUCAGAAGGCAUGAAUCACCUGGAGGCUCAGAACAAGAUUAAAGCUUGUACCGGCAACCUCAGCCUCACUCUGCAAAGAGCCUCCGCUGUCUCGAAAGAGGAAUCACACAAGGAAGAGCCUCAGGAAAUCAUUAAGCCUGUGCCGAUCACUCACCCUGCGCCGAGCACCACAUACACCAAGCCACCAAGCCAGCCCACUCCUUUGUACAACAAGACAGCUCGCCCGUUUGGGGGCGGCAGCAGUGGGGUUACUGCUUCUUCCUCCCUGACUGCUCCAAAAGUUGCCUCUAUCCCUUCCGAAUCAUCAGCUUUCACCCCAGCCUCUCCCUCUCAGCCUCCACAGCCUCCUUUCGCAUUGAAGUCAAGCCUCCCCGCUUCAGAUUCGGCCAUAGUAAACUCUGGCCCCAAAAUCAGCGCCAGCCGUUCUGCCUUCACCUCCCCCUCUGCCUCAUCCACUUCAUCUAACUCCUCAUCUUCACCCAGAGUGACGGUACCCCCUGCCCAUCCUAAUGUCCCGCAGCCCUCCGUCUAUAACACACCUAUCAACCUGUACUCCAACGCCAAUGCUUGUGAAGUUGCUAUUGGACAAAGGCGAGGCCUUUUGGAGAGCCAGGGUCUCUCAGAGCAUGUAAAUGGGAAAGCUGUUGUGGAGCCUGAAAAGAGCGUGUCCCCUCUGAGUGACGCCAGCAAAAAGCGUCUUAUUGAAGACACGGAGGACUGGCACCCACGGACCGGUACCUCCCAGUCUCGCUCCUUCCGCAUCCUCGCACAAAUGACUGGCACUGAGAACGAACAAAUGCCAGAAAAUGGAAAAAAAGAAGCAGUUGACCAAACCACCCCCAGUGUUCACACAUCGUCUGCUGCAAAAACGUAUUCCAAUUCUGCAGCAGCUCCCAGGAAUGGCAGUGUAGUCCCUGGAUCCACAUUUAAGACUCCUGCUCAAAAUAAGAACCUCCAGCCUGGAGGUUUAGCAGGCUUUUCUAAAGUGGGAGCAGGCCCCUCAUUUGGGAAAAUAGUCAGUCCUGCUCAGAAAGAACCGGACCGGCCCACUCCACAGCCACAUCCUGAAGAUCUGAACUCUUUGGUGCAACGUGCUGAGCAUAUACCUGCUGGUACCCGCACCCCAAUGUGCUGCAAGUGCAACAAAGUCAUAAGAGGCCCAUUCCUCGUGGCCAUGGGCAUGUCCUGGCACCCUGAGGAAUUCAACUGCGCUCACUGCCACUCCUCCCUGGCAGAACGGGGAUUUGUUGAAGAGAAGAACCAGGUGUACUGUGUGCAUUGCUACGAGCAGUUCUUUGCUCCCACCUGUGCCAGUUGCAACCAGAAGAUCCUCGGAGAAGUCAUGAAUGCCCUGAAGCAGACCUGGCAUGUGUCCUGUUUUGUCUGCGCUGCCUGCCACCAGCCAAUCAGAGGCAACACAUUUCACAUGGAGGACGGACAGCCAUACUGUGAAAGAGACUACUACACCAUGUUUGGGACCAACUGCCAUGGCUGCGACUUCCCCAUUGAGGCCGGAGACAAGUUCCUGGAGGCGCUGGGUUUUACCUGGCAUGACACCUGUUUUGUGUGUGUGGUUUGCUCCACCAGCCUGGAAGGCCAACCUUUCUUCUCCAAGAAGGACAAGCCCUUAUGCAAGAAACAUGCUCACUCUGUCAACAUCUGAUUCGUCCUAUGGCUGCAGAAUUUUAUGAGAUGCAGUUUGGGAUUCUAUGAGAUUUUGGAUUAAUACCUGAACAAGAAACGAUCUGGUCUACCAGUUUGUGGAUUUUGGUAACAUAACAGUUGGUGAAACAAAUCACUAAGUUUAGUUUCAAAUCCUUUGUAGUAUAUUUUUGGUGUGCUGUUCUUAUUGCUUAAAACUCUUUAGCUAAAUAUUCCAACUUAAUUUCAGUUCACUGUUAGCAUUUGGGUGAGAGAGCUAAUUGUGGUUUAUUUGUUUUAUCCAGAACUCAUGCAGUGACCUACUGAGCCCAUUAGGGUGUCAUUACAAUACACUUUUGUAUGAAAGCUACAUCUGGUAAAAGUACAGCUAUUGCAAGAUUUGUAAGUGAAAACUAUUUAAUGUUGAGUGAAAAACAUAUUUAUGUGCAAGUCUGUGUGUUCUGGAGGUUUAGCAGGAAGUGUUAUGGUUGCAUCAUGGUAUAUAUGUAUUUCCUAAAGUUAUUCAUUACCUCUAGACAGCUUUUAGUAUCGUGCAUAGGUUCAGGUUUAAUUAUUUCUGAAUUUGAGAGUAUUUUUUCAACCUUCAUCAGCAGAUCACUUGGAUGAUUGUAAUGUUUUGUUUUCAUGUAAUAUGAACAAAACACUUUUGUUUUCAGCUAGUGCCUUUCAUUAAAAUGCAUUUUGAAAAAGAAUUAUUUUAUCAAAAGGUGUGCCAUUUCAAGCAGGAAUGUGAUUUAAGGGAUGGAUUUUGCUUCAUUAAAAUAAAGUAUUUUGUAACUGGUA